This is a messenger RNA of Trichosporon asahii var. asahii CBS 2479, 1233 nucleotides long. RefSeq lists its product as uncharacterized. The transcript has a single exon. NCBI's taxonomy places the organism in Eukaryota, Fungi, Basidiomycota, Tremellomycetes, Trichosporonales, Trichosporonaceae. The coding region runs from base 1 to 1233 and encodes 410 amino acids. The record is from RefSeq and is a predicted model, not a curated record.
AUGGAUGUGCGACUUGCGAUGGGCUGCCUCAACAGCAUCACCUCUCGCCAAGCUAGGGCUCGAACUCUACUAGAGGGCCUGGUGGGUUCUACCUAUGGACUGCUAAGCCUGCAGAAGGCUCGUAACGUGCGCGUGCAUAAGAACGAGCUCCCUCAUAACAUUUGGAGGUUGCCCGCACUCCACAAACCUCAUUCACCUUCACUUGUCACUUCUUCCGUCACCAUGCUCUACCCGCUGCUACUCCUACCGGUAGUGGGAGCCGUCGAACGUCUCGUCUGGGGUGGCGCGACGCCUCUCAAGCAAUGCGAAGAGUCGACGAUAACAUGGACGGGCGGCACCCCGCCGUACAGCUUGCAGAUCCGCGUUGUCGACCCAGACGACUACCUAUCGAUGCUUAAAGCGGGAGAGACGGAUCGCUGGAUUGCCGAGAACAUCACCGAGUCGUCCUACGUCUGGCGCGUCGACUACGCCGCCGGUAACGGCAUCAUCUUCGGCGUCGAGGACAGCUCGAAUCCAAAACGCAUCACAGGCUCGUAUGCCGGCGCCCUCGCAAUAGAUUCCGGGACCAGCGACUGCGAGCUGGUACCGGUCCCCUCGUCAUCAUCCUCUUCCGCCGCGUUUCAGUCGACCACCUCCAGCAAAUCCCCCUCACAGGCCUCUCCGGUGAAGACCGUCGCCAAAAGCAGUCUCGCGCAGCCGACAAUUGUUGGGCAGCUGGUCUCUAGUAAAGGAGGCUCGACAAACGUCGGCGCCAUCGUCGGCGGCGUUGUGGGCGGGGUGCUCGGUCUCGCCCUGAUCAUAGGCGUCGUGGUGGGGAUCUGGCUCUGCACGCGGCGGCGACAGCGCGUCAAAGAGGAGAAAGAGGACUUCGUCAUUGACGACACGGCAGCCGCGAUGGAGCCCAUGGAAGCCAUGGAGACUGCCGUGCACCCGAUCACACCGUAUCGGGGCGAGAGCAAAUCGAGCUACGGCACUGGUCCGGGCACACCGACGUUGGUGCCGCUCCUGCCUUCAGACGCGCAGCCGCCCACGGCUUACGCUCUGUCGCCUCACUCGCUGCAGACCCAGCAGGUGCAUGCACCAUUCGCUAUGCCGGGACCGUACUCCCCAGCAUCUCCGCGCAUACCGCCGAGCGAAUAUGCCAGCGAGUACGCCGUAGACGCCGGCCCGGUAAGGGAACAGCACCCGCCGAGGUACGACCCGAGGUGGUCACAGCGCCCAGGAAAGCCAUAG